Messenger RNA from Phytophthora nicotianae INRA-310, 1724 nucleotides. RefSeq lists its product as hypothetical. The record is from RefSeq and is a predicted model, not a curated record. The transcript has a single exon. Lineage: Eukaryota; Oomycota; Peronosporomycetes; Peronosporales; Peronosporaceae. The coding region runs from base 392 to 1579 and encodes 395 amino acids. Gene Ontology annotation, molecular function: protein serine/threonine phosphatase activity. Gene Ontology annotation, biological process: protein dephosphorylation.
GGAAAGGUUUUUAAAUAGGAUACAAUUUGGAUAGCGUUUCAGCUCUAGCAGCUAAAGGCGUCAAGCUCUCUCGCUUUUCUUAGCCUGUCGAAGGCGCUUGUGUCUCGCGCAACGGUAAUUCACUGUGAUCGCCUGCUUGUGAUUGGCCUGUCGAUCGUAUCUGGUCACUGGUCUCCUGCCUCCUCGCACCUUGACGGGUUCCUCACUCGGCGUUUUCACUUCACGCCUCGCCGCCUCGUCGGCUAUAAUUACAGUUAUCUAACUAGAGAUCUAGCGCGUGCAGCACCAUCCACGCAGCUAAGUCGGGUUCACUCUGGUAUUUGCAGCGUCCCAGUCGCGCCUUACGUCUCAGCUCUACCCUUCUCAACUAGGUUUUUCGCUCUCAGACACCAUGGCAACUCGACAGGUUCAGAAGAUGGGCUCGUUGGCCAAGCUCCGCCAACAGGAGGCCACAGCCACCAACGUGGCAUCGCCUAAGGGUAUCUCCAUCAAGACACCGGGCAAGGUCCCGGUGGCACAGACCGGAGGAGACCAUUCACUUGGACUACAACGUCGUCGACUGUCGGUAGUAAGCGACAACAAGCUGGUAGAUGGGAUGGCUGCGGCUACCAUCGAAGACGUGGACAGUAGCGUGCAGGCUCUGGCAGACGGAAAUUGCGCCGUAGUGGCCUUUGCCGGGUUAUCCAAGAAGGGGUACGCUCCAUACAAUCCGCGCAAGAAGAACCAGGACGCAAUGGUCAUCAAGUACGACCAAAACACUCAGUCGCUGCUCUUGUGUGUAUUUGACGGACACGGUGAAGCCGGUGAUGGCGUGUCAGGUGCUAUUCGCGACAAGUUUGCAGUGGAGCUCUUCGCUCACGACAAAUUCGCGCGCUCUGGAGACAUUAACCAGGAUGCUGAGAGUCUACAGACGGCCAUUUUGGAUACACUACGCUCAGUGGAACAGGCUGUCCUGCGCGAUCCGAGCAUUGAUACCGAGUUCAGUGGAACGACUGCAGUAGUAUCGGUCGUUCGAGAUAACCUCGUGGUUGUCGGUAACGUCGGAGACUCGCGGAUCACUCGAGGCUUCGUUAAGCAGCUUGGACCUUCAGGUCCCGACGCGCUGGGAUGCCAGGAGUUGUCUAUUGAUCACAAACCCGAUCGACCGGAUGAGAAGGCUCGCAUUAUUGCCAGUGGAGGUCGCGUGUUUGCUGUAGAGUACGAUGACGGCAUUGACGGUCCUCCUCGUGUCUGGCUUGGACACAUGGAUGUUCCAGGUCUCGCUAUGUCGCGCUCAUUGGGCGAUGCCGUCGCACACACGGCUGGUGUGCUGUCCGAGCCGGAAUUCACCACUCGAUGGCUCGAUGAACACGAUCGCUGCCUCAUUGUAGCCACAGACGGGUUGUGGGAGUUCAUGUCGAAUGAGGAGUGCAUGGAGAUGGCCAUGGGACAGCAGGAUCCGAAAGUUGCGGUAGAUCUACUUAUCAUGGAGGCAAACCGCCGUUGGAUGAAGGAGGAGCAGGUGAUUGAUGACACCACGAUCAUUGUGGCCUAUAUUGACACCGUUGGGGUCAAGGAUGGUGUUAAGGUCGCCGCAUAAACCUGAAGGCGGGUAUAUAAACUCUUCGAACGCCUGACAUCUCUUCUCUUUCGACCCUAACUUGUGCUGCUCUAAUUUAACGUUAAUUAAAUAAAGCUCCACAUCGCCCUUUGUAGUUUGAUAUGACACCUUCGUAGUAGCUGAC